Molecule: messenger RNA, 4634 nt
Organism: Prorocentrum cordatum
Lineage: Eukaryota; Dinophyceae; Prorocentrales; Prorocentraceae
Source: the annotation of a GenBank genome assembly
AUGGCGCCCUCCCUGCUCCAACGCAAGCGUGCCAAGGGCUCCGCGGCAGUGCGGAAGGCUUCGGUCCUCGACGACCUACAGGACGCCGGUGCGGCGGCCGAGGCGGCCGCCGCAGGCAAGCCCGGCGGCCAGGCUGGCGCAGAGGCCGGGUGUUGCCUGUUCUGGGCGGUCGGCGCCGGCCCUUCUGCCGAGGGCGACGGGCCGAGAUUGCUGCGCAUCCACGCCGAGGUGGUGGAGUGCGUGGAGGCGAUCGGGGCGGGCAUCCUCGAGAGCAGCGCCACGUCGUGCCUGGUCCAGGUCCAGCCCCGGGAGCAGGGCGGCGUGGAGAUGUGCGCGGAAGACGUGGCCGUCAGGCUGGGCGAGCUGCUGUGCCACUGGGCUGGGGCACAGGUGCCGCCCCUGCCGCUGCGCGUGGGCGUGCACGCCGGCGAGCUGCUGGCCUUCGGGCUGCCCACGGGCGGGCGCGCGCACCUGGGCGACGCGGUGGUGGUGUCCAAGCACCUGGCCAUGUCCGCGGAGGAGGACCGCGCGGUGCACCUCUCCCGCGAGGUGCGCGCGCGGCUGCAGCUCCUGGGCGCCGCGCCGAUGCUGCUGUCGCGCCACGGCAACUCCUACCUGCUGGACCUCGCGGGGGUCGCGCGGGCGGCGGACGACGAGCCGCCCCCGAGCGCCCGCGGCGCGGGGGCGCUGGCGGAGCUGGUGCUCACGGGGUGCGUGAUCUUGGCCCUCGUAGCGCUGGUCAAGAACGCAAUGGCAGGGCGCCGCGUUCCACGGGGAGUGGCCACGCUCGUGCAGGCAACUGCUCCGCCCUCGUACGUCAGCCUACAGGUGCGCGCCGGCCUCGUGCCCGAGCGCCGCCCCGCCUCGGCCCGGCCGCCGCGGGGCGGGCUGCUGCUGGCCGCGGGGGCGCCGCAGCCCGCGGGCGACGGGGGGCAGAUGUCGCUCCCGGCCUUCACGGAGCUGCUGCAGGCGCACGGGAUCGACACGACCGAGUACGGCAAGGGCGACGCGAAGACGCUCGAGCAGUUCUACCACGAGGUCAUUGUCGACCAGGAGUCUUACCUCAUCGUGGCGGGCAGGGUCCUGGAGAGGCUGGUGGAGAUCGUUCGCGUGCAGCUCCUGGUGAGGGGGGAUGACAAUCGGCUGCGCGAGCUGAGGAUCUGUGGGCAGGCCAAGGCGGACGGUGCCAUCCGGCGGAGGAACGAGAGGCUCGCCAUGGUCAUGCCAGCGGGCCAGUGCCAGCACUGGAAGGACGCCGUGGCCCAGUGCCUCGAGCAGAAGUUCAGCCUCAGCCGGGCGAGCCAGCGGAAGUGCCUCUCGUUCGACUGGGACUCUCACAAGCUGGAGGAGGAGCGCCAUGCCUCCAAAACGGUCCCGGACGUCAUGAUCCAGAUGGUGCACAGUGUGACCGUGUGCGUGCGGGAGAGGGAACGGCCCGAGCUGGCCUGCCUGGGCCUCCCGCACGCGCUGGACUUCACCACUCAGAGGGGCACGCGCUUCUGGUCCUGGGUGACGCUGGCGAGCAGCCGGGAGGAGACGCUGCUCAGCCUGCUCAAAGACAACGGCAUCGAUGCCGCCGCGUUCCCGGACGGAGUCUUCGCCGACCUCUACGACGAGGUGUACGAGAGGUGCCAGUCGACGCUCGAGGUCGUGGACCGCGAGCUCGUGCGAAGGGUGCGGAUCGUCAAGCUGUGGCUGCACGCCGAGAUCCUGGCAACGGACCACGUGCUGCUGUUGGCCUCGAAGAUCCAGCGGGGCAAGAGCGACACGCACGACCGGGGUCGCCCACUGACGAUGAGGAUAGCGCUCGACGCGGACUGGCAGCAGGCGGUCCAGGACGUCCUUCACACGCGCCUGGGAAUGACCCGCGACACCCAGCUGAGCUGCGUCGCCGUCGACCUUCGCUCCCACAAGGAGAGCGAGGAGUCGGCCUACUCGGACUCCUUCCCGGGCCUCAAGACCUGCUAUCGCAUCGACGAGGUCACCGCGCGCGUGGUGACGACCGAGGUGGACGCCGCGACUCUGCACCGUAUCGGAUUGCCUGACGGCCAGAAUUUCGCCUACUCCAGGUGGGAACCCGCAAAGGGCCCCGGGAAGGAGAACCUGAUCAUCACGCACUGGCAGUGGCAGAGCACCCGGGAUCUGGUGAACGCCAAGAUCAAACGCGUGGCGUCCCUCACCAUGGCCCCGCGCCAGACCUACGUGGAGGCGCGCCUGGGCCGCAGGCGCCACCUUGUGCCCGACCUGCAGGACGCGCUGGAGCCGCGGAAGCCCGGCUGCUUCCCGCUCGCGCCCUCGGGAGGCACGGUGCUGGAGAGUCUGAUGGCGGGCAGGAAGAUGGACCUGAAGCGGGCGCGGCACGCCGCCUCACGCAUCUGCGACCCGAGGUAUGGCUGCAAGGACUUCUACGAGGACAUCACCGCCGCCUUCCCGGAGCUCAGCCUCUACCUCGUGGGCGACACGACGAGCGGGCGCGCGGGCGAGGACGAGUACCAGCGGACGAUGGGCGCCAUGUUCUGCUUCUUCUGGAUGAUGCGGCUGCACCUCGACGGAGCCCACUCUUUCUGCUUCGGGCUGGACGAGAACUGGAGGCCGCGCCAGAAGCCCUACGACAACAGCGCCGAGGCCAUGGCGGAGUGGGAGCGGCGGAGCGCGUUUCACCGGGACGCCGAGUGGGCAUCGUUGGAGCUGCUGCUGGUGAACGCUGGCUUGCUCGCGGAGGCCACCCCGCACGAGCUGGAGCCCGCACGCAAGCGCAGCUUCCUUGCUCUCGCGUCCAAGAGGGCCUACGUGCUGCGGAAGCACGACCCAGAGCGGACCCUGGCCAUGCUGGUCCUCACCGCCAUCCACGACGUGAUGAAGACGGUUCAGCUGCUGCCCACCGUCACGAAGAAGCACGGCGCCUUCCGCGGCUACAAGGUGGGCGAGGUCAUCAACGACCACGACGCCGCGCUGGCCUACGUGCUGGAGUUUAGCCCGUCCGUGCUCCCCUCCUUCGCGGCCCUCAGCAGGGAGCAGCAGGAGAGCAUCAAGUUCACACAGAGCAAGAUGGAGUACAACAUGGGCUGGCUGGUGCAGGCGGAGGCGCCCCCGGGCGCCCUGUUCCGCAAGUUCAGGCGCGUGGUCACCUCGGGCCAGGCCUCGCCGAGGGAGCUGGCCUUCUAUUUCACCCACUGGUUCACCGACCUGGCCGGUGCCGAGCCGUUCCCGCAGGAGGGCUGCGAGAAGUUCGUGCUCAAGUUCCCGAAGCACGUCCUGAACCAGUUCCUGCUCUCCUUCUCCAUCGUGCAGAACAUCAGCGCCCCGGGCGCCACCGAGACGCAGGUGUACGAGGAGUACCUCGCGUGGCGCUGGGACAGCCACCGGCCGGCCCUCGGGCCCGCUCCGGAGGGCAGCGGCUCGAUCGCCAAGAUGCGGCUGGUGAUCAUGGCGCAGGGCGACAGCCGGGCGAUCCUCGACGCCUUCGACCGUCUGCCCCCGGGGGACCGCGAGGUCCUGAGCGCGGAGAUGGCGAGCGUGGACGUCUACAACCAGACCUGGGGCCGAGAGGCCACGGAGCGGCGGGGGCCGUCCAUCCUCGUCUACUACGCGCCCGCGCUCCUGCAGAAGGCCGGCAGGGACGAUCCCUUCGGCACGCUGGUGGUGCUCGCGGAGGUCUUCCGGCAGGCCCGCGCGCUGUGGCCGUUCUCCGAGAGCGCGGCCAGCUGGUGGGUGUCCGUCCGCGUGGACCAGCUGAAGGAGUUCACGACCUCGGAGAUCAGGGACAGUCAGCCCAACAGGGCCUGGGUGCUCACCAAGCUCACCUCGCGCGAGGGGGCCGUCCAGCGCAUGUCGGUGAACGAGACGAGGCAGGGGGACUUCGAGGUGAGCCACCGCAGGUUGAGCCUGUGACCGCGCUCGUCGGCCGAAGAAGAUGCAGACACAGCUGCAUAAACAUCAACGAGUGUGCCGUUUGCUCGUCUUCUAUGCUCCGGCGCCGUGGCAGGGCGCGCCCACGUAGUCAGGCGCUCCUGCCGGGUGAUUUACCGCAGGAUGAGCCCGUGCGACGGCCAGUCGCUCCAGGCACACGCGGCUGCCCGGCGGCACUGCGGCACCGUGCGCCCCAGCAAGAGGGCGCUUCCGCCGCGGCCAGGCUGGCGGCAGCAGCCCGCCGGCCGGCCAUUGCCUUAGCCGGUCUAGGGUUCCAGAGGGGUGGAAAGGUCGCCCCUUAAGGGGGUCGGAGGAGGGGGACAACUCAUUACAAUGAGGCUGCUUCUCAGAAGGCGCCGGGCCUACAUCUGUAGAUGUAGGGCCAGCGCCUUUCAGAAGCGGCUUCCUGCUGAGAAGCCUUCCCUCCUCCCCCGACCCCCUUGUGCGCGCUGCCAACCCAUGGGCGGAACGACCGUCCAGGCAAGCAUGCGCCUCGGAGAAGGCCCGCCCCCGGGCGCGCCGCCAGUAGUAACCAGUGCACCUCCGCGCGCGCCCACGGGCUGUGACACCAGAUCACCGGCACCGUGCCCGCGCGCGCUCGUCGGCGGCGGCUCCCGGAUGCGAGAGAGGAGGAGGGUGGUCCUCUUCCCCCUUCUCCUCCCGCGUCCGCCUGCGUCCUCCCUCCCCGCUUGAUGGCGUGCACUCCUCCUCCUCCUCCUCCUCCU